Messenger RNA from Pyrenophora tritici-repentis Pt-1C-BFP, 621 nucleotides. RefSeq lists its product as uncharacterized. Lineage: Eukaryota; Fungi; Ascomycota; Dothideomycetes; Pleosporales; Pleosporaceae. The record is from RefSeq and is a predicted model, not a curated record.
AGUACAGUUGACCUGCAUCUCAUCUUCACCACCCACAAUCAUUCCUGCAAAGCAACGGCCAGGAGCCUUCCAAGUUUGAACCUAAUUGUUAAUAACGACUUCAACUCCAACUUCCAUCUCUUCAUCCCAUCAGCAACAUGUCUACUCUCGACUCCACCACCAUUCGUCCCACCGCCUACGGCUCCGACACCGAGAGCGACGGCCAAGCAUCCGGCGGUCGCAAGAUUUCUCCCAACUCCAAAGUCGGCCCUAUUCCUUCUUCAGCAUCGCUCAGCCGGCCUGCUGGAAACAUCAUCAAAGGUCCUGUUGACGACAACGGCAAGCAAAAGGACGCCGCAUUGUUGAUCGGUAUUAAGCUUGAUUUGGAGGCCGAGAUUCACUUGACGGCACGAAUUCGCGGAGAUAUUACAAUUGGAUUGUACUGAGUUGCUUUCAUUGGACUAUGGACAGUGGUUGGCGUCAUGGCCAAGGCUCUAUAGCCGAUGCGGAUAGAGCAAACCACAAGCUUCGCGGAUUGACGGGAUCAAGUAGAACCAUGGACUCCACUAGAGACCACUGUGGAAAUAUCCGAGGCACGGAAGCCGUUGCGAUGCGAAUGAUAUACUUCUUUCCUUGACUUGA